GUGGCAGUGCGGUAGUGUUAGUCUGUAAUCUGCCGUGAGCGUCAACUUUUCAACUUUAGAUGGGUCGUAACUGAAGGAACUACACAUACUCAGCCAUGAUAUGAAAUUAGUUAGGUGUUACAUUUCCGCUGAUUCAGAGGAGCUUCUUUGAAAACCGCAAAUACCAGAGCUGCAGAAAUAUAGGCUAGAUCCAGAGACAACAGCCGAAAUGAAUCUUGCGGUGCUUUGUGGCACUCUGUUAACUCUGAUGCUUCUCAAUCCAGGUGUGUUGGGAAGCACGGAGUGUUCGUGUGGCCGGAACCAUUUCACCUGCGCGGUCAGUCCGUUCGGAGAGUGUACCUGCAUUCCUGCCCAGUGGCAGUGCGAUGGGGACAAUGACUGCGGAGACCACAGCGAUGAAGACGGCUGCAUGCUGCCCACCUGCUCUCCAGUGGACUUCCAUUGUGACAACGGCAAGUGCGUCCGCCGCUCCUGGGUGUGCGACGGCGACAACGACUGCGAGGACGACUCUGACGAGCAGGACUGCCCUCCCCGCGAGUGUGAGGAGGACGAGUUCCACUGCCAGAACGGAUACUGCAUCCGCAGCCUGUGGCACUGCGACGGCGACAACGACUGCGGGGACAACAGCGACGAGCACUGCGAGAUGAGGAAGUGCUCUGAUAAGGAGUUCCGCUGCUCGGAUGGGAGCUGCAUUGCUGAGCACUGGUACUGUGACGGAGACACUGACUGCAAAGAUGGAACCGAUGAGGAGAAUUGCCCCUCUGACGUCACAACACCCAGCUGCAGCACUGAAGAGUUCCAGUGUGCGUACGGCCGCUGCAUCCUGGACAUCUACCACUGCGAUGGGGACGACGACUGUGGGGACUGGUCCGACGAGUCCGACUGCUCCUCCCACCAGCCGUGCCGCUCGGGGGAGUUUAUGUGCAGCAGUGGCAUGUGCAUCAACGCAGGCUGGAGGUGUGAUGGCGAGUAUGACUGUGACGACCAAUCCGAUGAGAAGAACUGCACCACGUCCAUGUGCACGGCGGAUCAGUUCCGCUGCGCCUCGGGCCGCUGUGUGCGGUUGUCAUGGCGAUGUGACGGCGAAGACGACUGUGCCGACGGGAGCGAUGAAGACGGCUGUGAAAAGACAGAGACCCCUCCCUGCGCUCCUGACCAGUUCAUGUGUGGGAAUGGCCGCUGCAUCGGUCAGAGGAAGGUGUGCAACGAGGCCAACGACUGCGGAGAUAACACCGACGAACAUCCGCACCAGGACUGCCGCCCCAGGUCCAGUGAAGGGAACUGUAAUCUGAACAACGGCGGCUGCUCUCAGAAGUGCCAGAUGGCGCGGGGACUGGUCCAGUGCACGUGCCACACUGGCUACCGGCUCACCGACGACAGCAAGUCGUGCGAAGACGUGGAUGAGUGUGCGGAGGAAGGCUACUGCAGCCAGGGCUGCACCAACACGGAGGGCGGCUUCCAGUGCUGGUGUGUCCAGGGCUACGAGCUGAGGCCCGACAAGCGCAGCUGCAAAGCACUGGGUCCGGAGCCGGUUCUGCUGUUUGCCAACCGCAUCGACAUCCGGCAGGUUCUGCCCCACCGCUCGGAGUACACGCUGCUGCUGAACAACCUGGAGAACGCCAUCGCGCUGGACUUCCACCACAACAAGGAGCUGGUCUUCUGGUCCGACGUCACCCUGGACCGCAUCAUGAAGGCCAACCUGAACGGCAGCAACGUGGAGGAGGUGGUGUCCACCGGACUGGAGAGUCCAGGUGGUCUGGCCAUCGAUUGGAUUCAUGAUAAACUAUACUGGACGGACUCGGGGACAUCACGCAUCGAGGUGGCCAAUCUGGACGGAACCCACCGGAAGGUCCUCCUGUGGCAGAGCAUGGAGAAGCCCCGGGCUAUUGCCCUUCACCCUAUUGAGGGGAAAAUCUACUGGACCGACUGGGGAAACACUCCGCGCAUAGAGUACGCCAACAUGGACGGCUCAAAUCGCAAAAUCAUCGCCGACACUCACCUCUUCUGGCCCAACGGACUGACCAUCGACUACGCCAGUAGCCGCAUCUACUGGGUGGACGCCAAGCACCACGUCAUCGAACGGUCCGAUCUGGACGGACAGAACCGGAAGGCGGUCAUUAGCCAAGGCCUCCCUCAUCCGUUUGCCAUCACGGUGUUUGAGGACAGCCUCUACUGGACAGACUGGCACACCAAGAGCAUCAACAGCGCCAACAAGUUCACCGGGAAGGGCCAGGAAAUCAUCCGCAACAAGCUGCACUUCCCCAUGGACAUCCACACGCUGCACCCACAGAGACAGCCAGCAGGUGGGCAAAAUCGUUGUGGAAACAGCAAUGGAGGCUGCAGUCACCUGUGUCUCCCUGGCAACAAGACUUACACCUGUGCCUGCCCAACAGGCUUCAAGAUGGUGGACAACCAUAACUGUGCCCUGAGUCUUGACAAGUUCCUGCUUUUUGCCCGAAGGACGGACAUCCGUCGGAUCAGCUUUGACACCGAGGACAUGUCUGACGUUGUCAUUAAACUGGCAGAUGUCCGCAACGCCGUGGCGCUGGACUGGGACUCCAGCGACGGGCACAUCUACUGGACAGACGUCACCACAGACUCAAUAAACCGAGCGCUGUGGGACGGCUCCAAGCAGGAGGUUGUGGUUGACACCAGCCUCGAGAGCCCUGCCGGCCUGGCCAUUGAUUGGGUGACUCACAAACUGUACUGGACCGACGCAGGCACAGACAGGAUCGAGGUUUCCAACGCAGACGGCAGCAUGCGCACCGUGCUAAUUUGGGAGAAUCUGGAUCGCCCGAGGGACAUUGUGGUGGAUCCCAUAGGAGGGUUGAUGUACUGGACUGAUUGGGGAUCCAACCCGAAAAUCGAGCGGGCUGGAAUGGACGCGUCCAAUCGCGUCGUCAUCAUUGCCUCCAAUCUGACGUGGCCCAACGGCUUGGCCAUCGACUACCAGACCGAGAGGCUGUACUGGGCCGACGCUGGCAUGAAGACCAUAGAGUAUGGCAACUUCGACGGCUCUGACAGACAGAUAUUAAUCAGCACCCAGCUCCCACACCCCUUUGGCUUGACUCUGCACGAGGACAAGAUAUACUGGACGGACUGGCAUUCCAAGAGCAUCCAGAGUGCCAACAAGCUCACGGGUCUGGAACGCGCCACUCUUGUAGAGAACCUUGAGAACCUCAUGGACAUCCACAUGUUCCACCACCAUCGUUCAUCAGUGCGGACCCCGUGCUCUGUGAAUAACGGAGGCUGUAGUCACCUCUGUCUCCUGGCUCCCCCCCCUAAAGGCUCCAGUUGUGCCUGUCCCACUGGCAUCAACCUCCAGGUGGAUGGCAAGACCUGUGCACAUGGAAUGAGCAGCUUCCUGAUCUUCGCCCGGCGCACAGAUAUCCGUAUGGUCUCUCUGGACAUCCCCUACUUUGCAGAUGUGGUCUUGGCUGUCAACGGCUCCAUGAAGAACACCAUCGCCAUUGGAGUGGACCCUAAAGAGGGUAAAGUGUAUUGGUCAGACAGCACACUGAAGAAAAUCAGCAGAGCCAACAUCAACGGGACAGGCCAGGAGGACAUCAUUGCGACUGGGCUCAUGACGACGGAUGGGCUGGCAGUGGACUCCCUGGGCCGCAAGAUUUAUUGGACAGACACCGGCACCAAUCGCAUCGAAGCGGCUAAUCUGGACGGCUCCAUGCGCAAAGUCCUGGUGUGGCAGAACCUGGACAGUCCCCGCGCUAUCGCUCUCUACCAUGAGAUGGGGUACAUGUACUGGACUGACUGGGGGGAGCACGCUAAGCUGGAGAGGUCAGGGAUGGACGGCUCUGACCGGGUGGUUCUCAUCAGCAACAACCUGGGCUGGCCCAACGGCCUGGCCAUAGACAAGGCCGGUGCUCAGCUCCUGUGGGCCGACGCCCACACUGAGCGCAUUGAGGUGGCCGACCUCAAUGGCCUCAACCGUCGCAUCCUGGUCUCGCCGGUCCAGCACCCGUACGGACUGACCCUCCUCGGCCCGCACAUCUACUGGACCGACUGGCAGAGCCGCAGCAUCCAGCGAGCGGACAAGACCACUGGCACCAACACCAUCACCGUCAGGUCCAACCUGCCUGGACUCAUGGACAUCCAGGCUGUGGACCGCGAGAGGCCUCUAGGCUUUAACAAGUGCAGUCGGAGGAACGGGGGCUGCUCUCACCUCUGCCUGCCCCGGCCCAACGGCACGUCCUGCGCCUGUCCCACCGGCAUCCUGCUCAAGCCGGACGGCCGCUCGUGCGACAACAGCCCGGAGACCUACCUGCUGUUCUCCAACCGCGUCAGCGUGCGCCGCAUCUCCCUGGACACCAGUGACCACACGGACGUGCACGUGCCGGUGCCCGAGCUGCACAACGUCAUCUCGCUGGACUACGACAGCGUCGACGGCAAACUUUACUACACCGACGUCUCACUGGACGUCAUCCGGCGGUCCAACUUGGACGGAACGGGUAUGGAGACGGUGAUCAGCCAGGGGCUGAAAACGACAGACGGUCUGGCCGUGGACUGGGUGGCCCGCAACAUGUACUGGACCGACACCGGCCGCAACACGAUCGAGGUGGCCCGUCUGGACGGCACCGCCAGGAAGGUUCUGAUCAACAACAGCUUGGACGAGCCCAGGGCCAUCGCGGUGUUUCCCAGCAAAGGGUAUUUGUUCUGGACUGACUGGGGUCACAUUGCAAAGAUUGAGCGGGCGUGCCUGGAUGGAUCGGAGAGAAAAGUCCUCAUCAACACUGACCUGGGCUGGCCAAAUGGCCUGACACUAGAUUACGACACGCGCAGAAUCUUCUGGGUGGACGCUCACCUGGACAGGAUUGAGAGCUCUGACCUGAAUGGAAAUCUCAGGCAGAUCCUGGUGACCCCUGUGUCCCACCCCUUCGCUCUGACGCAGUUGAAGCCGGUCUCCUCCCCACUAACUCCUUUCUCCCGCAUCUCACAGCAAGACCGCUGGAUUUACUGGACGGACUGGCAGACCAAGUCCAUCCAGCGCAUAGAUAAGCACUCGGGCCGCAGUAAGGAGACGGUGCUGGCCAACGUAGAGGGCCUGAUGGACAUCAUCGUGGUGUCGCCCCAGAGGCAGAGUGGCACCAAUCACUGCGGGGUAAAUAACGGCGGCUGCACACACCUGUGCUUCGCCAAGAUCAACAGCUUUGUGUGUGCCUGCCCCGAUGAGCCAGACGACAGGCCCUGCUCAACCAUCUCAGGAUAUGUGCCCGCAGCCCCUAGUGGUGGUGGCAACCCUAGCACGCGUGCACCCAAGAACCCCAAGCUCCCCACAGAGAAGCCCCAACGAGGACCUCCAGUGGUCAACUGCACAGAUAAGAGCCUGAGUGUGGAGGGGUGCAUACAGAGCAACGUGGUGACGGCUCCUCAUGGUGAGGGACUCCACAUCAGCUAUGUCAUUGGAGGGGCUCUGACCAUUCUGGCCAUUCUUAUACUCAUUGCCGCAUUCAUUAUAUACAGGCAUAAAAAGUCCAAGUUCGCUGACCCGGGAGUGAGCAACCUGACCUACAGCAACCCCUCAUACAGGACUUCAACACAAGAGGUCAAAAUAGAGACCACCCAGAAACCACCCAUUUACAACCAGCUGCGAUACAAAAAAGAGGGCGUCUGCGACAACAACUACACCAAGGAGAAGAUCCGCAUCGUGGAGGGCGUGUGCCUGCUCUCGGGGGAGGAGCUGUACUGGGAGGACCUGAAGCAGCUGAAGGUGUGCCGCGGAGGAGGGCUGCACGCCUGCAUGCGCACCGACACCGUCUCGCUGCAGGCCAGCAGCGCCUCGCUGGACGACGGGGAGACCGAGCAGCUGCUCCAGGAGGAGCAGUCGGAGUGCUCCAGCAUCAACACCGUCCCCGCCACCACCCCACAGCGCCACGCCUCCACCCACCUCCCCGACACGGGCUGGGCCCCCAACCGCAAGCCCUCCACCGAGAGCGAGGUCUGACGCAGCGGUCGUCGGCAAGAUCAUCGUUGUCGUCGUUGUCGUCGUCAGGCCCAACACGCCGGAACAUACAUGCAUACGAGAACACAUGCGCAUCUUCUACCAAUCAUACAACCUUAACCUGUCGGUCAGUCAGUCAGUCGCAAAGCCCUCCAUUUCUCAUUGUAUAUGACUGAUGCAAAUGGAACCUGUCAGAGUACGACAAACACACACAGAUACACAUACACAGACACAUAUCAAGCCUCUUUUACACACAUGUUCCUAUUCCUCCGCUGCUUAUAAUGACACACAUACGCAAACACACAUGACACACAUACACAUUAUGUAUUCACAUCCAAGCAGGGUAGAUACUCAAGUAUUCUUGUGCAAUUUACAAACUGACAGACUUCCACUCAGACAGACACUCAAACACACACACACACACACACCUAUCUUCCGCUGUUCCUUGGAGACCAACCGGCCCUACAUGCUGGCCCUCCGUCCUGCUUACCCCCCUCACACCCCCGACCCCCCCCCCCCCCCUUGCCCCAAACCCUUCCCUGUAACCUCAACUGACUCAAGGUCGCCCCCUUCAGACAAAAAGACUGAGCUACAUUUUUAAGCUUUCUGAAGUAUGGGCAAGAGCGGACGCUUAACGUGAGGAAGAGAAAUCAUGGACACGUUAGGAGCUAGCCCAGGAGCCUCCAGGAAGAAGAAUCCCGCUUGAAAACAAGCAGCGCUUUGUUGUGUAUUAUAUUGCUUUUCUCUUUGAACAUUUUGAAAACGAAAAACAAAAAGUAUCUGCUUGUGGACUAUGUAACAAACAUUGCUCUCUCUCUCGGUUGACACUCAUUUCAUGCCAUGUCUUUUUUGCAAACUCUAUUUAUGAACUUUUUUUUUUUUUUUUUUACAUGUUUGAGUUGGUCUGUCGAUUUCUGGAGUAUUGAAGAGAAGGAAAGAACUCUUAAUCCUGCUUCCAUUCUUAGGACGUAUCUGUAUUUAUGACAGUGCCAAAGGACAGAGUGAUUACUUAUUCAGAGAGUGCCUCUGUGCUGUCUUUAUCUCCACACAUAAUGUAUACUGCAGAGGAAUGAUCAGAGACUACUUCACCUAGCCCUGGUAGCGGCGUGUGGACAUCUUUUAAACAUCGCCUUUUUCUCCUCCAUCUCUUUGCUCUUCAAAAGAAACUCUGGGCUCGUCCUGAACUUUUAACCAUGUUUUUCAAUUUUUGUGUUGUGUGGUUGGUGUACGUGAACGAAAUGGGAGAUAUUUUAUUAAAGCUGAAACAAUUACUGGUCCUCGGGGAAAGCAGUCUCAAUGAAGAAUAAGUGCCAAACAUUUUUAUUUUCAGUUAUUUAUAUUUCAGAGAGGUCAUAGGCGUUCUUUGGUUUGACCUAAAUCCACCAUCUCAAAAUCUGUAAAGCACCACGCACUUGCAGUGUCUGUAGGCUACUCUAGAAAUACGUAGUUUUCAACUGUAGCUUUCUGUGAAACACAUGGGGCUAUGUACAUGUCUAAAAUGAUACCACUGAUCACUUAUUGAGACAUUCAUUUCUAAGGAAAAAAAGAAUAUAUCUGAUGCAUUGAUGGUGCAUAGUUUUGUACUUUUUGUAAUUGUUGUGGAUAUGCGUAGAGAGUUGUGAACAGGUCUGGGUUGGUGUUCUCUAAACCAGUUAUCUUGAAGUAACUUCAACAAGUUCAGCAUUGUGCUGAUUCGCUGCUAAAACACAUACUCAGCACUGAGGCCACCAAUUCAUGGUCUUGGCAGCUACUUAACCUAAGCUCUCUGAUGGUUGGCAUACAAACGCCCAGAGAAACAGAUAGUGCUCUGUUCAAUAGCAACUCUAACCUGCUUGCUUUUUAUUCACAAAUUUAAAAACUGCUAACAGUCAGUCUUGUACAGAAAUCAUAACGAGAAGUUAAACAAACAAACAAAAAAACAUUUGUAUGUGUUGAAGAUAUUGUGUUGAUUUUAUUGUAUAGUCUUUUGUACAAAGGGAUUUCAUGAUUUGUUUUGAUUUUGUUUGUAUUAAUUUUACUCACUGGAGAGGAACAUUUUUUCUGAAUUAUUUAACCACUUUGUUUCCAAACCUUGUGAAUGAUAGGGUUUAUGCCAGUUAUUUAAUAGAGUGCUCUUUUAUGUUACAAAUUAUUGGUCACAUAUAACUGUUGUAAAGUUAACUGAAAGAGAUAUUUAUAAUUCCUUUGUUUGGUUGUCACUUAUGUGUAAAUAUGAAAAGACUGUAUAUGUAUCCCUCCUCCCUGUUGCAAUACUAACAAGCUGUGUUGUGUGAUUAUAGUGAAUUACACCUUUGCUAUCUUUUUAAUAUAAAACUGCAUUUGCAUUUAAACAAAUAAUGGCGCACGCUCAUUUUCCGCGCAGAGCUUCUGACCGAGAGGAGCCGAGUGUCUUUAAGAACGCCGCCUGUUUGUGACCCAUUUCUUCUGUCUGUUUUAUGAGGGUGUGUUGUGUGAGGCUUACACCACAGAGCCCCAUUAACAUUCCCAGUAAUCUCCUCAUCUGCAACAAAUCGCCCUCUGGGUGGAUGUUUCUCAUUAAAAAGGAAUUAGAUCAAAGUAGUGAUGCUCAACACAAAGAUAUCCACCUAUUUGAGUAAUUUGGCGCAUCAUCUUUGCCCUCAUAUAGUCUGCUGUCUAAAUACAAGUCUCAUUUUUCUUGGUGUUAACCUGCGUAUAACUUUUUGUUAGUGUUCUACAGCAGCAACUGUAGUCAUCAUAGUCAUUACAGACUAAACUUGA
This is a messenger RNA of Sardina pilchardus (European sardine), 8695 nucleotides long. RefSeq names its product low density lipoprotein receptor-related protein 4 (gene lrp4). Gene Ontology annotation, molecular function: protein binding; hormone binding; calcium ion binding. Gene Ontology annotation, cellular component: apical plasma membrane; plasma membrane; signaling receptor complex. The transcript is spliced from 38 exons. Gene Ontology annotation, biological process: receptor-mediated endocytosis. NCBI's taxonomy places the organism in Eukaryota, Metazoa, Chordata, Actinopteri, Clupeiformes, Clupeidae. The record is from RefSeq and is a predicted model, not a curated record. Bases 209 to 5959 code for a protein of 1916 amino acids.